This is a messenger RNA of Staurois parvus, 315 nucleotides long. NCBI's taxonomy places the organism in Eukaryota, Metazoa, Chordata, Amphibia, Anura, Ranidae. The record is from the annotation of a GenBank genome assembly.
UCAGAGUGCCCCUUUACAUCAGUUGUCCCCAUCAGAGUGCCCCUUUACAUCAGUUGUCCCCAUCAGAGUGCCCCUUUACAUCAGGUAUUCCCGUCAGAGUGCCCCCUUAUACUCAAAGUACCCCUUUCCAUCAUAUUCCCCGAUCAGAGUGUCCCUUUCCAUCAUAUUCCCCCAUCAGAGUGCCCAUUUCCAUCAAAUUCCCCCAUCAGAGUGCCCCUUUCCAUCAUAUUCCCCAUCAGAGUGCCCCUUUCCAUCAUAUUCCCCCAUCAGAGUGCCCCUUUCCAUCAUAUUCCUCAUCAGAGUGCCCCUUUCCAU